CUCCCAAUGUCACAUUCAUUUGUGAUCUUUUUCAUCGUCUAUUACAAUGGCAAGAUUUCUUAUCGCGUCGAUUCUCUUGGCGACCAUUUUGUGCGUCGCAGCGAGCCUCGAAGUGACUGAAAAGGACCUCGUUUCGGAUGAAGCCCUGUGGGGUUUGUACGAGAGAUGGAGAAGCCAACACACGGUGUCGAGGGAUAUCACUGAAAAACAUAAACGUUUCAACGUCUUCAAGGCUAAUGCGAUGCACAUUCACCAAGUGAACGGCAUGGACAAGCCUUACAAGCUCAAGCUCAACAAGUUUGCCGACAUGACCAAUUACGAAUUCCGCAAAUUCUAUAGCUCGAACGUGCGCCACCACCGCAUGUUCCAUGGAAGUAGAGCCGAAACCGGAUUUAUGUAUGAAAAUUCGCACGUGCCUCCGUCUAUUGAUUGGAGGAAGCUCGGCGCUGUCACUGCUGUAAAAAAUCAGGGCAAUUGUGGUAGCUGUUGGGCUUUCUCGACUAUCGUCGGAGUCGAGGGGAUCAACAAAAUCAAAACGGGGCAUCUUAUAUCCUUGUCGGAGCAAGAAUUGGUUGAUUGCGACAACGAUAAUCACGGCUGCCACGGGGGACUAAUGGAGAAUGCAUACAGGUUCAUCAAGAAACAAGGGGGAAUUACUACGGAAGCCGGGUACCCAUACAAAGCCCAAGACGAGUUCUGCGAUUCAUCAAAGGUAAAAAACAUGCCGGCAGUGAAGAUAGACGGAUACGAAAAUGUGCCUAAAAACAACGAGGAGGCGCUGACGAAAGCCGUAGCAAACCAGCCUGUGUCCGUAGCAAUUGAUGCUAGCGGUAGCGAUAUGCAAUUCUACUCGGAGGGAGUGUACACGGGAGGAGAGUGCGGGACAGAGCUGGACCAUGGCGUGGGAGUGGUGGGAUACGGGACAACAGUCGAGGGGACAAAAUAUUGGAUUGUAAGAAACUCAUGGGGGCCUGAAUGGGGAGAAGAGGGCUAUAUUCGGAUGCAGCGCGGUGUUUCUGCUCCGGAGGGGCAGUGCGGCAUAGCCAUGGAGCCUUCCUACCCUGUCAAGUUGUCGCCCCACAAAGACGAGCUCUGAUUAAUUUUAAUUUAAUACUCCCUAUUUAAUUAAUUACUAAGAUAUAAGGGACUCUCUCUCUCUCUCUCUCUCUCUCUAGAUAUAUAUAUAUAUAUAUAUAUAUACAUGUGGUAGUGUUGUGGGUGGCUGAUUCACAAAAUUAGAAUAAAGGUUGGUGUUGCAAGGA
This is a messenger RNA of Andrographis paniculata, 1262 nucleotides long. Its product is annotated as vignain-like. Gene Ontology annotation, molecular function: cysteine-type endopeptidase activity. The transcript is spliced from 4 exons. Lineage: Eukaryota; Viridiplantae; Streptophyta; Magnoliopsida; Lamiales; Acanthaceae. The record is from RefSeq and is a predicted model, not a curated record. The coding region runs from base 47 to 1096 and encodes 349 amino acids. Gene Ontology annotation, cellular component: lysosome.